CACACGGAGCACAGGAAAGGGAGCUCAGGAACCCGAGGUCCAAUGGCAACCCGCGGGGCCCCCCGCGAGGCGAAAGCGCCAGCCGCUGGAGCCCACUCACCAGAUGCAGCCGCCAAGAUGGCCGGGGAGCAAGAAAGGAAGUAGUUCCCACAAUGCAAAGCUCUUCACCACCCAGCCGGGAGCCCCGACCGGAAGCGGAAGCAGAUCGCAAGCGGAAAAGGCGGGGCAAGAAGGGAAGGACCGCUCCGGUUGCUAUAGGUACCGCUGGGGAGCGCGGCGUGGGUGCUGUGAGCUGAAACCAGGCGAGUGCUUGAGGCCGGCCCUGCUCGUGGCUCUGGCUUCCAGCUGUGGCCUGAGGAGCCGCGGUCGGCGGAGCCGGUUGGGAACUGGAGAACCGGCUGAAGAAGAAAGCGAGUCCUGCUUUGUCCAACCCAAACCCCGUACAUUGGGAGGAGAAUCUACUAUUUAUGACAAGGCACGGAAGGAAAGCCUUCCUCCAUUAGAGAAGCUCAAGAUUUCAGCAGCGUCUACAGCUAAUGGUGUUAAAUCCCUUCAUGAUCAGCCCCUGGCAAAGGAUGCUGCAGACCCGCUGGGAUCCACGGAGAAGAUUCGGCCUUUAGAGGGACCUCAGGAGUCUGGGCCACUUCAGCAAGAUGGCAAAGAUGAAACUCCAGGAGCAGGAGGACAGAAAGAUGUGGAAGCAGUGACAGAGGCCCAGCCUUUAGAAGGAAAUGCCGAGACGGAACCUUUAGGAACAGAAGCCAGGCAUCAGCCUUUGAGGACAGCCGGCGAGAGGGACUCCCCUGGAGCCGUAGGAGACACCGAGACUCCACAAACUGCCAGAGAGAUGAAACCUCGAAGAAGAGCUGGAAAAAUCCCACCUCUGGAAGCAGGUAGAGAGUCACAACCUCCAGAAAAGCCCCAACUCCUAGACACCGUUCCCACGGCGACUGAAGCUCCAGAAAUAUUGGAAGGACGCCAGCCUGUUGGAACAGCUGGGGAACAUCAACUUCAAGAAACACUGCGGAGGGAUGAGCAAUCCCAACUUCUAGAAACAAUGUCCAAAGGGAAAGGAUUUCUGGAAAUAUCGGGAGGAAGUCAGCUUGUGGAAGCAGCUGUAAAGAACGAUUUGAUGCCUAAAACUCCUGAAGGUCUGGUAAACAUGGAGCAGAUUCAACCUGAAGGAAUAGUCGGAAGCGUGGAGCGUCCAGCAGGAACUCUGGGAACAGGGACAAACAUGGAAAUGGUCAGGAAAGUUCACACCAAAAAGGAGGACCAAAACAUUGAAGGUGAAACAGGCGAAGAGGUUGGAACAGAGAUGGAGAAAGUUAGUGAAAGAGCUGAAACAAAAGGAGAAGAAACAGAAGGAGCUGUGGAUCUUCCAGCAGCCACCUAGAUAGGGCAUGCUGAUGCCAUCAAGAAUUGUUUUGCGAACCCAUCUUAGAAACGGGAAAGACCAUAGAGAUCAAACAGUGAAACGUGGCUGGCUUGUCAUGAAAACCGCUGGAGCGCCGGUAACACGGCUGGUUUUGCUGCUUUGGUGAAGGAAGGAGCUCCCUGGGUCGCUGUGAAUCACUGCUUUUACAUUAGCAUCAAAGACUGGCCUAAUGAUCAUGAAAGAAGUCUUUCCAGUGUCUUAAGAGCCACACUUUACUUGAAUCACUGCCCUGUUAAGAGCUUCUCUAAAAAAAA
Messenger RNA from Myotis brandtii (Brandt's bat), 1692 nucleotides. RefSeq names its product glutamate-rich 5 (gene ERICH5). NCBI's taxonomy places the organism in Eukaryota, Metazoa, Chordata, Mammalia, Chiroptera, Vespertilionidae. The transcript is spliced from 4 exons. The coding region runs from base 104 to 1396 and encodes 430 amino acids. The record is from RefSeq and is a predicted model, not a curated record.